Ostertagia ostertagi is the source of this 561-nucleotide messenger RNA. The record is from the annotation of a GenBank genome assembly. Lineage: Eukaryota; Metazoa; Nematoda; Chromadorea; Rhabditida; Trichostrongylidae.
CUCACCUACAGAGUUGGUAUCACCAAGACCGGCGACGAAUCUCAACGGAUUUUUCAGUGGUGCCCAACUGGGAACGACUAUAUAUUCUGGCAAGAUGGUCAUCUGUACUACUCGGAUUCAGCUGAGUCGUCCACUUCAGUGAGGAUCAGUGAAGGCGCUCCGAACUGGGAACACGGUAUCUUCGACUGGCUUUAUGAGGAAGAAAUAUUUGGUCGGGAAUCAAAGGUCAGUCCGUAUUUGAGCCGUGAGAAACUCAAAGAGAAGUCGGUUUCCAUGAUUAGUUAUGUUCGCGAAGAAAAAUACCCCAACGUUGUGGAGUUGCCGUAUCCAAAAACUCACGAAAAGCACUUGCCGACUUACGUCGUUAAUAUCUGGGAUAAGAAAGCUCGACGGUCGAAGCAAAUGGAUGUGCAAUUAAGAGACAGCACAGCAUUCCACUAUCUUUACGGCGUGAAGUGGAUCAAGAUGGGAGAUGACGAGUUGUUAGUUGCUACAUGGGCGAAUCGACUUCAAACUCAUAUUUCCAUCACUAUUUGCGACUAUACUUCGGCAAUUUGUAAA